AUGUAUCGGCAGGUCAGAGUAGCUGAAGACAACACAAAAUUCCAACGUAUUGUGUGGCGUGAGAACCCUGAAAGUGAAAUAGAAAAUUAUGAGCUCUUGAUUGUGACUUUUGGAAUUACAUCCGCUCCUUAUUUAGCCGUUAGAGUAUUGAACCAAAUCAGCUUGGAUGAGGGCGAGAAUUUCCCAUUGGCAGCACCAAGGGUAUUACAGGCAUUCUACAUGGAUGACCUAAUGACAGGAUGUUGCGACGUCAAGGAAGGAGUGGAAGUUUAUAAGCAAAUGACGGAGCUAUUGGCUAGAGGUGGAUUUAAGCUACAAAAAUGA
Messenger RNA from Parnassius mnemosyne (clouded apollo), 324 nucleotides. The record is from the annotation of a GenBank genome assembly. NCBI's taxonomy places the organism in Eukaryota, Metazoa, Arthropoda, Insecta, Lepidoptera, Papilionidae.